UUCUCGUGUGUUGCUUCACCUCCUCCAAACCCUAAAUUCAUCUUCACUUCCUCCACCGAAUCGUCUUCUUGUUCUAAACCCUAAAUUCAUCUUCACCUCCUCCACCGAAUCAAACCCUAAAAUCAAUCUUCAUGUCUCCUCAUUUCAACUUCGCGUGUGUUGCUUCAAAUCCCUAACUGAAAAUCUCUGUCUCUCACCUCACGCCGCUGUCAAAGAUCUCUCUGCUUCACUAAGAUCCUUCUUCUCAAUACAAAUCCUCCAUGAAUCUCUCUCAGCUGUGAUACAAAUCCUUAACCGCGCUUGGGAUCUCUCUCAUCUCACGCUGCCAUCAAAGCAACCACCACCACCACGAAUCUGAACAGCAUCAUAUGAAAAUGCAGCCCGGUUUAUUAAUCACAGGAAGUACCAGAGAAGACAUCUCUAUCUCUCAGGCCAGCAUUGAUGGAUCCAACUCUGUCAAUGAUGAAUUAAACUCUGUACUAAAUGAAAACAAAUUGGCCGUAGAAGAGGUUGAUGCAGGAAUGGGGUCAUUUGGAAAUGAAGAAAAUUCUGCUCCUAUUGGUGAUGGACAUUUGUUAGUCUCAAAACAAAAGAUUAGAGAGGGAGGGAGGUUUAAAAGGAAAUCUUCCACUGGCGGACAACUUACUGCUGAUAGCAUUGGCUUGAAUGUGCAUAAAAACAACACACUCACAACAUCAAUCAUUGCUGUGGGAGAUGAGAUUCUGUUGUCUAAGUCAAGUUUCAGUUUCUGAUCAUUGAGGAUGGUGCUGGUAUUGGCCCUGAGGGAUAUGCACAUGUUCUGUUGCAGCUACCAUGAAUGCUUAUAACAUGUUUGGACGCUGAAGCAACACUUGAUCAAGAAGAAUAUUAAGAAGGUGUGUUUUAUAUUAUCUAGCUAGCUAGUUCAUCAAACUUUUGUUGUUAUUUUGGGAUGACUCUUUGAGAGAAACUUGUGUUUAAUUUAGCUCUUGUUUUGAAUCUCAUGGUUGUUUUGAAUUUGGGAUGACAUCAAAACUUAGUAUCUAACUUAUUAGUGGCACUACAAAAAAAAACUUACUUUUGA
Molecule: messenger RNA, 1063 nt
Organism: Vicia villosa (hairy vetch)
Lineage: Eukaryota; Viridiplantae; Streptophyta; Magnoliopsida; Fabales; Fabaceae
Exons: 5
Coding region: 369-752 (127 amino acids)
Source: RefSeq, a predicted model, not a curated record